This is a messenger RNA of Penicillium canescens, 3019 nucleotides long. Its product is annotated as magnesium transporter CorA family protein. The transcript is spliced from 5 exons. Gene Ontology annotation, biological process: magnesium ion transmembrane transport; intracellular magnesium ion homeostasis. Lineage: Eukaryota; Fungi; Ascomycota; Eurotiomycetes; Eurotiales; Aspergillaceae. Gene Ontology annotation, molecular function: magnesium ion transmembrane transporter activity. Bases 1 to 2775 code for a protein of 924 amino acids. The record is from RefSeq and is a predicted model, not a curated record. Gene Ontology annotation, cellular component: plasma membrane.
AUGGAUCCACCAAUGACCCCGACACCAGGCAGCGCGGCUUCUCGACCGUCUGCUACCUCGCAUUCUAGCUCCAAAAACCGUCUCCAACGCAGCAGCGAUUACCCACCCUCUGAUAACAAGGCUAGUUACAGUCCAAUGGGCGGUCGGGCCCCAGGGACUGGUCCGAUCCCCGUCUCCGAGGCUACGCCAGCUGGAGAGACCCGCUCAGAACACCCCGCCGAUAAUGUCCUCCAAACGCAGGAAGAACCGCAAUCGCAAACGUCGCAAUCGGCACCAAUCUUUUUUACACCCUCGCGAGAGGAGGCCCAUGAUAGCGCCGAAGAGCAUUCAGGUGCUGGUGGAGGUGCCCGAGAUUCAAUGGAGGCCGAUCGGCCAACCUCGAGGGACACUUCGUUCUUCAAAUUGGGGAGGAAUUUAAGUAAUACAAGCUUGGAGAGUGAUGCAUUGUUGGAUCAUCGGGACCAGCCGAUGAUGCGACCUCGUCGUGACAGCCGCCUUGCUUCAUCACUGCGUCCGACCUCUAUCCUAUCCAAUGUCUUCCGGUCGAAUGACGGACAAUCCCGCAGCACUCCGAAAGCAGGUCGGAACCAGCAACAUCGCGAUGGUGAUAGCGACGAAGAAGCAAACGACCGAACUCCAUUGAUGCGGGCUACCUCGGGGCACACCUCCAAUACCGCUCGCUACGGCGCAGACUCCCGCGCCAAUCUGUUUUCAUCUCGUGCUCGCCAACCAUCCGUUCAAACUGUAUCAUCAGGAUGCUCUCCACGAGACAACCGCAGCCCACUUGAUUCUUCCGCUAUCGAACGUGACUACGAUGUGAAUAAUCCACCGUCAAUCCCCGGGUCUCCGAAGUUAGGACCAGAGAUGAAUUAUGAUGAUGCUGUAGUAACUGGGGCCGAUUGGGACUUUUCCUUGGCCCGGUCCUUGGAAAUGCACAGGGACUCUCUAAACAUGAACGAAACAUUGAUUGAUAUGGAUGGUAAUGGGGCACAUCCUCAUUCGGCACCCUCUUCUCCCGGUUCGCCAUUACUUUCGCCGCAUCAGGAACUGCGGCGCCGCCGAACUGUGGCAUUACCAGCAGAGGAGGAUGUGUGCUUCCCUACCGAAACGAUAUCGGAACUCGGGGACGAGGGUACUAGACCACGGGAUGAGGCUGGUGAGCGUCGACGCCGCAGACAUCGGCGGUGGCCCGAUCUCUCCGUGCUGGAAGAAUGGAGUCGCGAGGAGAAAGAGGAACGCAACGGGGACCUUCGAGUUAAGAAGAUUAAUGAACCGAUGCUCAUUGAGGGCAGAUUGCGUCCUCAGUAUAAAUUUUGGCGGCGCGAAGAGGAUGAGGCACCUUACCGAUUUACAUACUUCAACGAGGAGUUCCCAAGCACUAUCCACGCUCAAACGAUCUCCGAGCUGGUUCAACCAGGAGGCAGCUUCCGGGAAUUGUUUAUUCCAGAUCCCCCAGAAUUAGAAGAUUCAUCUGAUGACGAAGACUCGGACAGAGAGUCUUUUAUGGAAACUGCAGCUGCCGCCCAUUCAGCUCAUCCCGUUAAUACCGGUCCGCGGAUAGGGGUGCCUGUACCGGAAGGUCAAGGCCAUCAAACAAACGUCAAUCCCAAUAUGACAAGCGGUACCGCUCAGACACCCAGUGAAAAGAAAACCGGUGAUCUUCUCGCCGGCAACGCUCCUCCAGUGAGAGGUCCGUCACGCUUGUCUGUUAUAAGCGAAGGACAUCCCAACUCUCACCGAGACCUCUCGCCCGCGCAGUCAAACCUUGCUCCGAAACCCAAACCUAAACGCUACGGCCCCAGGCCUACCUUUUGGUUAGAUGUUCUCUCUCCGACAGAUGCAGAGAUGCGUACAAUCGCCAAGGCAUUUGGAAUCCACGCGCUGACAGCAGAGGAUAUCAUGAUGCAAGAAGCCCGAGAGAAAGUGGAAUUGUUCCGAAGCUACUAUUUCGUCAACUACCGGACUUUUGAGCAAGACACCAAUAGUGAGGACUAUCUUGAGCCAGUCAACAUGUAUGUCGUGGUUUUCCGUGAAGGCGUGAUAUCCUUCCAUUUCUCGCAAACGCCUCAUCCCGCCAACGUGCGGCGGCGCGUCCGUCAAUUGAUGGAUUACCUGAUCUUGAGCUCCGACUGGAUCUCAUAUGCCCUGAUUGACGACAUUACCGACGUUUUCGGCCCACUGAUUCAAGCCAUUGAAGACGAGGUAGAUGAGAUCGACGAGAUGAUCAUGCAAAUGCACUCAUCUAGCAAGGAAGCGUCGUCCAAUGACAGCGUGCUUCCUUCAUUUGCACCAGGAGAAAUGCUCCGGCGAGUAGGAGAAUGCCGCAAGAAGGUCAUGGGAUUAUACCGGCUACUCAGCAACAAGGCAGAUGUUGUCAAGGGCUUUGCCAAACGUUGCAAUGAGCAGUGGGAGGUGGCCCCCAAGUCCGAGAUUGGUCUCUACCUGGGUGAUAUUCAAGAUCACAUUAUGACGAUGACGGGAAAUUUGACGCAUUAUGAGACAAUUCUCUCUCGCGCCCAUUCUAAUUAUCUCGCGCAGAUCAACAUUCUGAUGAACGAGCGCCAGGAACAUACUGCCGAUGUCUUGGGUAAGCUGACUGUUCUUGGUACGAUUGUCCUACCGAUGAACAUCAUUUGCGGCAUGUGGGGUAUGAACGUCAAGGUACCUGGUCAGGAAAUCGACAACUUGAACUGGUUUUGGUGCAUUACUGGCGGACUAUUUGUAUUUGCUUCUGUGUCUGUUUGGAUUGCUAAACGAGUCUACAAAAUUGUGUAAAUGGACAAAAGCUUCUUGUGUUCUUGCGUGUUAUAAUUUCUACGCGUCGACGGAUCGAUACCCAGGAAUUUGUUUCUCUAUUAUGUUUUUCGAUCCCACUUGCGGCCUCUGGCUUUGGUUCAGAGCCCAAACGAUAUUAACGAUAAACGGUGUAUGUAUCUUGGGCUCUUUUCCUAAUAUGGUGUUGUACAUAGCUGGUUUGCAGUUAGGAUAGAACUGUACAUUAUUAAUGACGCGUUACAAG